Messenger RNA from Ylistrum balloti, 1602 nucleotides. RefSeq names its product alpha-L-fucosidase-like. Bases 1 to 1602 code for a protein of 533 amino acids. The transcript has 9 exons. The record is from RefSeq and is a predicted model, not a curated record. Gene Ontology annotation, molecular function: alpha-L-fucosidase activity. Gene Ontology annotation, biological process: glycoside catabolic process; fucose metabolic process. Lineage: Eukaryota; Metazoa; Mollusca; Bivalvia; Pectinida; Pectinidae. Gene Ontology annotation, cellular component: lysosome.
AUGGUGAAUGGUUGUAAGCGUUUUCUGGUAGUGUUGCUGGGCCUAUUGGUUGGGUGUAUAUGCGGAAUACGCUACACUCCGGAUUGGGAUUCCCUAGAAACAAGACCCCUCCCAGAGUGGUACGACCGUCUAAAGAUAGGAGUGUUCAUUCACUGGGGAGUUUUCUCUGUACCGGCGUUCAGGUCAGAAUGGUUUUGGUGGGACUGGCAGGGUGCUAAGUAUAACGACUGUAUUCAGUUUAUGAAGGCGAAUUAUCCCCCCGGCUUCACCUAUCCUGAUUUUGGUCCCAAGUUCACUGCGUCACAAUUUGACGCAAACGAAUGGAUGGAUGUACUGGGAAACUCAGGAGCAGGGUACGUGGUACUGACGAGUAAGCAUCACGAGGGUUAUACCAUGUGGCCCUCCAAGCAUUCUUGGAACUGGAACUCCAUGGACGUCGGACCACACCGUGAUAUUGUCGGUGAAUUUACAAAUGCCAUUCGAAACAAGACGUAUAUGUUCAUGAAUUUUGGUCUGUAUCAUUCUCUUUAUGAAUGGUUUCAUCCAUUGUACCUGGCUGACAAGGCGAGCAAUUUCAAAACCCAGGAUUUUGUUAGGGAGAAAACCCUCCCCGAACUUUACGAGAUUGUGAACAGAUACAAACCGGACAUUAUAUGGUCAGAUGGGGAUUGGGAGGCUCCCGACACCUACUGGAACUCAACAGACUUCUUGGCCUGGCUCUACAAUGACAGCCCUGUGAGGGAAACUGUUGUGACCAAUGAUCGAUGGGGAAGGGGAGACAUGUGCCAUCACGGGGGCUACUUCACCUGUUCUGACAGAUACAACCCAGGUGUCCUGCAGAAAUUUAAGUGGGAGAAUGCCAUGACACUUGACCGGAAGUCGUGGGGAUACAGACGAGACAUGAAAGCAUCAGAUGUUGUCUCUAUUGAAGAAUUAAUAUCUACACUUGCCGAGACAGUAAGUUGCGGUGGCAACCUGUUGGUGAACAUAGGUCCCACACUAGACGGAAAUAUUCCGCCAAUAUUUGAAGAGCGCCUGCGCCAGAUGGGGGCAUGGAUGAAAGUAAACUCCGAAGGCAUAUACGGAUCAAAGCCAUGGCGCCAUCAGAAUGACUCAGUCACUCCAGGAGUGUGGUACACAACACUCACUAUCAGUACCACCACUGCUGUAUAUGCCAUCGUCCCUAUGUCUGUGAUUAAGAACAAUUCCACUCUGUACCUUGGCUCGCCGGUAAUAAAAGACACUAGUCAAGCGUUUGUGUUUCUACUGGGUUAUGAACAGCAAGUGCCGUACAGUGCGCCUACACCUGAUGGAGGUAUCUACAUCAAUGUAUCUUCCCUCCCUACCAGUUACCUGACUGACACUCCCUUCAACUGGGCCUGGGUUAUCCGUAUGCUUGGUCUGGAUAAUGUGUCGAAUACUAUUAAAGACCCACACUCAAAAAAGAAGAAUCCAGUGCCAGUCAAUAUUGCAAAACAGCUUGUAGAAUUGGUAGCAAGCGCUGGGUCUUCUAAAAGUUCAUCGUCAAAGAAUAUCACCCAUGCUCCAAUGACAGUGCAAUACAACCCGAAGAUCCCACGAACUAUUGACAGAUUCCAGUAA